Molecule: messenger RNA, 912 nt
Organism: Aspergillus heteromorphus CBS 117.55
Lineage: Eukaryota; Fungi; Ascomycota; Eurotiomycetes; Eurotiales; Aspergillaceae
Product: alpha/beta fold hydrolase
Exons: 1
Coding region: 1-912 (303 amino acids)
Source: RefSeq, a predicted model, not a curated record
AUGGAGUCGCACUUCUUCGACGUCUCCCCCGAGACCAAAAUCCACUACAACAUUACCCGAGCAUCAUCCAGCCCAUCCCCUCUCCUCGUCUUCAUCCACUACUGGGGCGGUUCCAGCAUGACCUGGCACAAACAAACCUCCCCGACCUCCCCCCACUCCCUCAGCAAAGCCUACAACACGCUCUCCGUCGACCUCCGCGGCUGGGGACAAUCAACGGGCCCUACUGAAGGCGCCACCGCCAGAGACUACUCCAUCCUGCACAUGGCCUCCGACAUCGUCGCCCUCCUCACCCACCUCACCACCUCCCCCCCAACAACCACCCUCUUCAAACACGGCCUCAUCCUAAUCGGCCACUCUAUGGGCGCCAAAGUCGCCCUAGCCACCCUGUCCACCCUCCCAACCAACCUCCUCACCCUCACCACCGGCCUCGUCCUGCUCGCCCCCGCACCACCCACCCCCCUCAUCCUGCCCCCCGAAAUGGCCUCCCAGCAACGCCUCGCCUACAGCACCCCCUCCUCCGUGCACUGGACAAUCACCAACGUCCUCUCCAGCGCCUCCAGCCUCUCCGACACCGACAUCAAAACAAUAACCGCAUCCAGCACCUCCGCCCACCCCCUAGCCCGCGACGGGUGGAUUCUGCACGGGAUGCAAGAUGAUAUCACCCCGGAAAUCGACGCGCUCAGUGCGCAACUGCAGCUGACAGGACGAAGGAUGCGCGUGAGUGUCCUGGCGGGCGAGUUGGAUGUAGUGGAGCAGAAGGAGCGGGUAGAGAGGGAGGUGGUGCAGAUGCUUCGCAACAGGGGGUUUGAGGUUAGGUUUGAGGUGUUGACGGGUGUUAGGCAUUUGAUUCCGUUGGAGAGUCCGGAGGGGGUCGUGAGGGGGAUUGAGGGGGUGCAGGUGUCGGGGAGGUGA